UUCACAGAACAUCAUGUCACUGCACUGGGCAUUGGAAGUUACUCUUGUGAGCUGCGUUAUUUUUGGUACCGUCGAUGCUGGAUCAUAUUGUGGACAAAACAGAAUGUUUGCGUGUGUACCUACUCGUUUUUGUUCCGAAAGUCGCGGCAUACCAUCAAAUUACAAUAAGCAGUGCUUCUCAUUCGAAACUUGCUGUGAUCUCAAUAAAAUCAUUUUUGGGAAGCGUUACAGUGGAGGACAAUUCCUGCCAGGUCCAUACGAUCAAAGUGUUUAUACCAGUGAGCUUCCCAAUAACACAGGUGGAAAAACAUCAACCACAGUAGGGGAAAAAUCUGUUACAGUUAAUAGUAACAAUCGUAAUAAUACAGGAAAAACUGCUACCACUUAUAAUCCAGGUCAGACUGCCUCGGCAAAUAGUCAAAUUCACAAUAAUUCGAAAGUACUGUUAAAGCAAGCCCUGUAUUGACUAAUACUCAAGGUUAUAUUAGUUUAAAAUAUUUUAGAAUAAAAUGUUCAAUAAAGAUAUCCGUUACUCUGUUUACUAAUUUCAAAA
Molecule: messenger RNA, 553 nt
Organism: Drosophila elegans
Lineage: Eukaryota; Metazoa; Arthropoda; Insecta; Diptera; Drosophilidae
Exons: 2
Coding region: 14-466 (150 amino acids)
Source: RefSeq, a predicted model, not a curated record